This is a messenger RNA of Lactuca saligna, 627 nucleotides long. The record is from the annotation of a GenBank genome assembly. NCBI's taxonomy places the organism in Eukaryota, Viridiplantae, Streptophyta, Magnoliopsida, Asterales, Asteraceae.
AUGGAAAAAGGGGAAGCGAGAGAUGAGAGAGGGAUGAUGGGACAAAGUAGAGUAGAAAGAGCAUACAUGGAAGCGGACAACGAUACAAUGACAAGCGAUCCGUGGUGGGAGUUGGGAAUCGAGUACAUAUUUGAGAUUAAAAUCAGACAAUUAAUAAAUGCUGAAACGAUGAAGGUGGUGGAGAAGGUGUCUGCAUCUGAUUCGAAGCAGUGGGCGAUGGAGCAAACUAGGGACCAAAACUGCAAAUCUCCACAAAUGAGAUUGAGUGAGGGGCUUCAAACACUACGAAAUGAAUGUGACUACUCUGAGUUUCUUGAGGUUGCAAAUGAUCAUAAACAUGUGGAUGUGUAUAUUGACCACGAUAAUGAACCGAUAUUUAAGUGGAUUCAGAAAGAAGAACCAGACGACGAAGAAGUUGUGUAUUUAGAAAAAGAUGUUGACUAUGUUUUGGAAGAUAAUGAGAGUUGUGAACAUGAAGAGGAUGACUCUGCUAUAUCAAGCAAACGAAUCUUCAAAAAAACCUACAAUGAUCAGUUUUUGAACAAGUUAUGUCCAAUCGUUGUUGUAGAUGAAGAUGAAGAAGGCAAUGAACUUCCAACUAUCUGCUCUAGGCAUGAUGCUACUUAG